This is a messenger RNA of Paramuricea clavata, 525 nucleotides long. The record is from the annotation of a GenBank genome assembly. NCBI's taxonomy places the organism in Eukaryota, Metazoa, Cnidaria, Anthozoa, Malacalcyonacea, Plexauridae.
AUGGAAUCAAGCCCUGUACAGCGACUGAUGAAUAGGCGAACGCGAACUCUACUGCCAACAACCAAAGCCCUUUUGGAGCCGCGAACAACCCGCCCAGACCAAGAUAUCAAAGACUUGAGCAAGCGACAACAGCAACAGUCUAAGUAUUACAACCCCCACACCCGUGCUCUAACCCCACUUGAUAAAGGGGAUGUUGUACGAAUGAAACCCUUCCAGUUAGGAUCCAAGGUGUGGAAAAAAGCGACAGUUGCAUCGCGACUUGACGAACGAUCCUAUAUUGUUGAAACGGCAAACGGAGAGACAUACAGAAGAAACAGAUUCCACCUAAAGAAAAGCAAGGAGAACGCAGAGACUCCUGAACCAGAAGUUACGCCACGAAGCCCUGAACCUUCACCAUCAAAGACUACUACCUCAACGAACGGCGCAGCACCUAUUCCUGAAAUCCCCGCUCCUGCAGCGCCACCAGCACGACCACAACGAACACGACGACCUCCUGUAUACCUGAAGGAUUAUAUCCAAAAAUAG